This is a messenger RNA of Zymoseptoria tritici IPO323, 3106 nucleotides long. RefSeq lists its product as uncharacterized. NCBI's taxonomy places the organism in Eukaryota, Fungi, Ascomycota, Dothideomycetes, Mycosphaerellales, Mycosphaerellaceae. The record is from RefSeq and is a predicted model, not a curated record. The transcript is spliced from 8 exons. Gene Ontology annotation, biological process: transmembrane transport. Bases 167 to 3106 code for a protein of 979 amino acids. Gene Ontology annotation, molecular function: transmembrane transporter activity.
CUAGAAGACCGCGAACGACCUACGACAGGCUGCUAAGCUCGCGAAGCUGAUGUUCUGAUUGCUAUGCCGAAGUGACCGAUCCACGAUCCGCUUGCUCGCCGGUCACCAUGAUCAGCCGCCUAUAUCCUCUGUUUCUUGACAGAAUAGCCGUCCUCGUAAGAACGCCAUGGACGUGACGACUCCCAGAUGCGACAUUUGCAGUCGGACCUUCAACGGCCGCCGUAAACCUCAAUGCGCUGCCUGUGCUCAGGCGGCGCUAUACAAUCCUCGCUUCGAGCAAGCCACGGCUUUACUUGACCGCGAAAAGUCUCACUCUCACGCCGAAGCUGUCAUCCGACCUGGGAACGAUGGUGUUCUCGCUGCUCUGUCGGAAGACGCAGAUCUGGACUCCCUGACAACGAGCAUCUCGACAAACAGUCUUGAGCGUCGUCGAGAAGAGCGGGAGGCGACUGAGCAUCGUGUGGAGAGAAUUGUUGCAAAGGCAGAAGAGUUGAAGAGACAAAUCGAUGCAUACAGAGAGCGCUCCGUCGCCCAGAAGGAGGAGCUCGAGCAUCGACGUUCAGUCCUCGCGGAGGAUCGAGUUGAGCUGGAGAAGCAUCGGACUCGCGCCAUGGAGCCUGUGAUCACCACAACGAAGAAGACAGCUCAGCGACUGGAAAAGGUACGAGUCAGGAUCGUUGAGGCAAGGCUUUUGCUCUGCCGCGAGGCUGCAUCUGCGAGCAAUCUGCAGAGGCGGAAGCCGUCCGCGGGCAGAUCAGAGUACAUGCUUGGUGGAAUUGCUAUCCCUGACUUGAGAGAGCUGAAUGUCAAGACGCAAGCGCCGCCGAAGCAGACAUCCACUGGCGCCAGAAUCGUGGCGGAACCUCAUGACCUGGUCUCCGAAUCCUUCGCUAACGUAGCACGGCUUCUCAAUCUGUGCGCCCAUUACCUCUCGGUUCGACUGCCUGGCGAGAUUCUACUGCCGCACGAGGACUUCCCACGGCCGGCUAUCAUGCUGGAGAAGGCCUCGUAUCAGUUCAAGGACGUUGUUUACCCAAGUCUGUCCUCCAGUCGUACAAUGAGCCCAGCUGCCUCGCGCACUUUCGACGAGCAGCGGCCACGCCCGCGACCACUCUGGAUCGAUCGACCUCUGGCUCAGCUGUGCAAGGAAGACAACAAGACUUACGGCCUCUACAUUGAAGCCAUCACCAUGAUCGCAUACAAUAUCGCGUGGCUGUGUCGCACUCAGGGCAUCGAUACCAUCAACUCAUUCGAGGAGACAUGCCACAUCGGAAGGAAUCUCUGGCAACUGCUCGUCCAUCAAGGAAGAAAGCGACCUACGCUCGACCGCAGGAUCUCAGCACUGUCAGGCAAAAGUGCACAAGAUUCGAGGAGCACUGGCAGUCUGGGAGUGUUCUCACAUGCCACUGCUCGCAACAACCUUGCAAGUCCGGAAGGAGCAGCGUUCAUGAGAGACUUCAAACUGUCCUCGCCUGGACGUCUCGCAGACAAGUUGAAGAACACACUGCUAGGCGAGUUUUCUGGAGCUGAGUGGGAAAUGCUGGAAGAGAAAGAGUGGGACGAGGAUAGGGAGGAUGAGAGACCGGUCUUGGUUGGGGGAUCGAAUCGGCCGAAGGAGUCACACAGCAGCAUUAGCACUAUAGUUCGCGAGAGAAGACAUCUAGGAGCUCUGCGACCUGCAGCUGCUCGGAGAGCUGGAGGCGUCGUUUUCGUCAAGCUCUUCUUCGGAUUGAUAGGUGAUGAGACGGUCAAGCCCGGGCAUUUUACGAAGUUCUUCUCUGGUAUGGGCAAAGGCGACAUCAUUCACCAACGUCCCGUCGGGCAGGUCUCUUUCACGUCACACAAGCGCGGGCGGGGAAGCUCGCCGAUCUUCGCCAAUAAGGUAGCAUUCAUUACUCACCUACACCCAACAACAUGCUUCCUCGUGAAUGGCUUCACGUGGGGCAUCACAGCGUCCUACGGCGUCUACCUCUCCUACUACCUUUCCAACGCCCUCUUCCCCUCCUCCACGCCCCUCUCCUACGCGUUCAUCGGCGGCCUCAACUUCUCCGCCGCCAUGCUGCCCUCCCCACUCAUCACACUCCUCACCCGCCUCUACGGCAAACACGCCACCAUGUCCCUCGGCAUCCUCUUCCAAGCUCUAGGCUACAGCCUCGCGUCCAUCUCCACCCGUCUCUGGCAUCUCUACCUCUCCCAAGGCGUACUGGUAGGUCUGGGCACGGGCUUCCUUUAUAUCCCAAGCACAGCGAUUCUCAGCCAGUGGUUCGAGCGUAAGCGCAGUCUCGCGAACGGUAUCGCUGCGGCGGGGAGUGGCGUCGGCGGUGCGGCGUUCGCGUGGGGCACUGGAGCGAUGAUUGCGAGUUUGGGCGUCGGCUGGGCGCUGCGUGUUACUGCCAUCAUUGGAUUUGUCGCUAACUCGGUGGCUACGCUGAUGAUGAGGGAUCGGAACAAGGCGAUCCAACCGCCGCAGUUGGCUCUGGAUGGAAGGUUGCUACGCCGGCUGGAUGUGUGGCUUUUACUUGGCUGGGCGUUUGUGAGUAUGCUCGGGUACAUUGUUCUCCUCUUUUCGCUGGCCGAUUUCGCACGGGCGAUCGGUCUGUCGAGCGGCCAGGCGACAACAAUUGUCGGGCUGUUGAACGUUGGGACUGCGGUGGGCAGGCCGGUGAUUGGGAUCUGGAGUGAUCGGUUCAGGAGAGUGGACGUUGCGGCCAUUCUCACGGCGGUGAAUGGUGUGGCCUGCUUUGCGUUUUGGUUGCCGGCUAGAGGGUUUGGAUUAACGACUUUCUUCGCGCUGUUUGUCGGCGGCAUUUUGGGGGUGUUCUGGAUGACCAUCGGACCGCUAUGCGCGGAACUCGUCGGAUUGAAAGACAUGCCGUCGCUGCUGUCCGUCUCCUGGUUGACCGUGGUCCUACCUUCGACAUUCUCAGAGGUUAUUGGCCUCGAAUUACGCCGUGAAAAUGCUCGUUUUCCAUACCUCUACACGCAGAUCUACGCCGGAGUGACUUAUCUGGUCGCGGCAGUGCUCAUGACAGCACUUGCUGUGCUCAAGAGGAGGCAAAACAGCAAGGCCACGAACUUCCUCGUUGCAGCCGUUGAGCAGAAAUGA